AACGGCAAUGACGUCACCAGCGAGGCUCAGUUCGCGUAGUUCACCUGAUGAGCGUACAUCUUCAAACAGUAAAAAUGCCAGGUGGAUCAACUCUUCGGCAGUGCACCCAUUGCCUGGAAAAAAUCAAUUGUGCCAAUCGAAGAUGCACCAAGUGUGGGAAGCUGCUGGACAUGAAGUCCAGGCAGGCGGCCCGUAUAAAUGCAUUCCGGACCAGAGCCAAGGAAUGGGCACAAAAUGUCAAAAAGUCCCACAAUCAGGCAAAAAUCUUUGACAACAGUGCCCUGCUGGUGGAGAAAAUGAAGGCCCUUGGGUACUUUCCCCUCCUGCUAUGGGGAAAGUACAGACCGCAAAAUAAAAAGUGGGUGGCCCAGUUCCAAUGCCCAUUUGAGCUGCCAGUGGUAGUGGAUGCGGUCCUGGAGAAGAUAGUGUGGCUAUUUGAAGGUUUAUUAGAAGCAUGUGAUCCUGAAAGAGUGGAGUUGGGGCAGCAAGAGAGGACAGGAGAAGAUGAGGCAGAAAGAGAAAUAGAUGACGAAGACCAGAGAGGACAAGGGGAGCAGCGUGAAAUAGGACAGACUGAGAGGAGGGACAUGCAGGAGAUGGAGAUAGAGGCCCAGGAAGACAGAGGAGAGAGUGAGAGAGUGGAGAGAGGAGAGAUGGAGGGACAGAAAGACUUAGAAGAGCUGGGACUGAUGGACACAGAAGAGAUGGAGGCAGACGAGAAGAGAGAACAGACAGAGGAAGUGGGAAAAAAAGAGAUUGAGGCGAAGAAGAAAGUAGUAGCAGCAAACAGGCGAUGUGAAGAAGCCGAAGAUUCUGAAGAUAAAACUUCAGGUCCUUCCUCACCCAGAACGGCCUCUUUGACAGCGAUGAGCCCUUUCAAUUCAAUGCCCCUUUCACAGUCUGCUUCUAGCCCCUCGGACAGCAUGCCAGUGAUUUCAAAGGUCAUGUCAAUCUCCACUCCUAAAAGAACAAAGAGAAGUCCAGGUUUAUCCCAGAGCCAAACUGUAAAAAGAGCAAGAACAUUACAUGACUACUGUAGCAACACACCAGGUAGUCCAUCAACAUCUGCAGCUACAUCAGCUUUCAUAACCUCACCUUUGGCGGCAGACAAUGAUGGCAAUAAAGUUGAUGAAAACAAUGUAGAGAGCAGUGACGACGACAAUGUUGUUAUUGAGGAGACCCACAGCACGCCAAGACCCAAACCCUUUGACCUUUCUAAGGUGAAGAUGGAAGAAAAGACCAACGAUGAUGCACCAGGAUUAUAUAUUGAGUCCAGUGAUCAUGGUUCCAUAAAAACUGAAACUGAAAACACCAGAAAGGAAAGGAUGCAAGCAUCGACUUUCAAUGACCAAACAAGCAUAAAAACCCAAACAGAACGUUUGAUUUUAAAGGCGGAGAAAUACGAGCAGAUAAGAAAGGAAGAAGUUGAGCUCAAGAAGGAGGAGAUUGAGAGUGAUGUGAGAAGGAUGGAACAGAGCACUAAUGAGGUGGAAAGUAGGAUAAGAAACAAUACAGAAAUAAUCAAAGGCCCCAUGGAAGUUGAGAGAUGUAGUAGCAUAGAAGUUUCCAGACUAAAUCUUAAAAAACUAGAGGAGAUACCUAAGGAGAAUAAGAUCAGUUUUGAACAAAAUGAAAAUUCAAAUGUAGAAAACCAGGAAGGAAUGUCAUAUAUAACACACUUUAACACUUUCUACGUACAAACCACCCACUGCAUCAAAGAGGUUAUGAAAGAGAGGGAUGAGUUAAAAAUUAAACAUGAGGUGUUGUUGCAAAUCAAAGUUGAGAAAGAAGCACAGGACAAGGUGUGUUGUGACUGGUUGAAAGCUGAGGGGGAGGAACACUCAUCAACAACAAAUGAAAAUGUAAAUGACGAAGUGGCUCUUCAAAUGGACUUGCUUCAAAGGGAGCUGGACAAGCGCAACAAUGAAUGCAAUGAACUGAGAAGAAAGUUGGAGAGCUUGGAGCAGGAGAACGUCUGUGAGCUGUUGCAGAAGGAAAUAGAAGAGCUGAGGAAACAAAGAGAGGAGUGGAGCAAUGCAAGAGAGCAAGAGACUCUGAAGGACAGUAACACCAGUUCAGAACAAACAUGCAGAGCAAGCACGGCUGCGAACCUUGAGAAUGGGAUCAAAAAGGAAGGAGAGAGCAGUGAAAGACCUGUGGAUGGAGAGAACACAGUGACAUUGGCCAAGUUGAGGGAACUGAGGUGCAGCAUCGCCCGUUUAUUGGUCACUUUUGUUCCUGCCCUGUACCUCGACCUCGACCAAGUGAACUAUGACUGUGAGGUCAUAGAUGAGAUUUUAAAUCAGGUCAUACAGGAUAUUUACCCUGCUGAGACCACCUUUACUUAAAACCAGAUGCCAAAAUGUUAGCCUAGGUUAUUGUUUUGUGCAUGGAGACCAAAUACUAUUAAAUUAAGUUUUAUUUAUUUACAUGUUUUCCUGAUUAACACUUGCAGUUCUUUGGGUAAGUUUUACAUUCUUUUAUACAUUCUUGUUCUUUUGGUUAUUGGAAUAGAAAUAAGUUGUUUCAAGAAUAACAUUUGACCUUUUUGUCACAAAGACUUAUAAAGCUUACAAAUGUUGUGCCAUUUCA
Messenger RNA from Sinocyclocheilus rhinocerous, 2592 nucleotides. RefSeq names its product MORC family CW-type zinc finger protein 3-like. The transcript is spliced from 11 exons. The coding region runs from base 48 to 2348 and encodes 766 amino acids. NCBI's taxonomy places the organism in Eukaryota, Metazoa, Chordata, Actinopteri, Cypriniformes, Cyprinidae. The record is from RefSeq and is a predicted model, not a curated record.